Messenger RNA from Cucumis melo (muskmelon), 3336 nucleotides. Its product is annotated as pentatricopeptide repeat-containing protein At5g55840. The record is from RefSeq and is a predicted model, not a curated record. NCBI's taxonomy places the organism in Eukaryota, Viridiplantae, Streptophyta, Magnoliopsida, Cucurbitales, Cucurbitaceae. The coding region runs from base 202 to 3084 and encodes 960 amino acids. The transcript has 4 exons. Gene Ontology annotation, molecular function: protein binding.
CCUCACUAUCGGUCGCUGGGAGUCACUGAAUCACAUGAACUAUAAGUUUGCUUCACUAAGACCAAUUCAUGGAGUUUUAGCGCUGAAAUUCCUCAAGUGGGUCAUCAAACAGCCUGGUUUGGAACCCAAUCACCUCACUCAUAUACUCGUUCAAACCCUGCAGUUUUUGACCUUUUAAUUAGAGUUUAUUUGCGGCAAGGAAUGGUUGGACAUGCUGUAAAUACUUUUUCUUCCAUGCUCAUUCGUGGGUUUAAGCCAUCUGUUUAUACUUGUAACAUGAUCAUGGCUUCCAUGGUCGAGAACUGUCGAGCUCACUUGGUUUGGUCUUUUUUUAAGCAAAUGCUUACUAGUAGAGUUUGUCCAAAUGUUUCCAGUUUUAAUAUACUGAUAAGUGUUCUAUGUGUGCAAGGGAAGUUUAAGAAAGCGGUUAAUAUCUUAACAAUGAUGGAGAGGAAUGGCUAUGUUCCUACUAUCGUUAGUUAUAAUACGUUGCUUAGUUGGUGCUGUAAGAAGGGAAGAUUUAAAUCUGCACUUAUGCUGAUUCAUCAUAUGGAAUGCAAGGGAAUUCAAGCAGACGUCUGUACAUACAAUAUGUUUAUUAAUAGUUUGUGCAGAAAUAGUAGAAGCGCACAGGGGUAUUUAGUUUUGAAGAAAAUGAGGAAGAAGAUGAUAACUCCUAAUGAAGUUUCUUACAACACCUUGAUUAAUGGCUUUGUAAAGGAGGGAAAGAUUGGGGUUGCUACUCGGGUUUUCAAUGAGAUGUUAGAGCUUAAUCUUUCACCAAACCUCAUAACUUACAAUAUUCUAAUUAAUGGACACUGCAUUAAUGGUAAUUUUGAAGAAGCAUUGAGAGUUUUGGAUGUGAUGGAAGCAAAUGACGUGAGGCCUAAUGAGGUUACUAUUGGAACUCUUUUAAAUGGUCUAUACAAGAGUGCCAAAUUUGACAUAGCUAGAAAUAUUCUGGAGAGAUAUCGUAUCAAUAGAACAUCUCUUAAUUAUAUCUCACAUACUGUGAUGAUUGAUGGGCUAUGCAGAAAUGGUUUGCUUGAUGAAGCCUUUCAAUUACUAAUUAAGAUGUGUAACGAUGGUGUUCAUCCUGAUAUCAUAACAUUUUCAGUGCUUAUAAAUGGAUUCUGCAAAGUUGGGAAUAUUAACAAGGCAAAGGAGGUUAUGUCGAAAAUAUAUAGAGAAGGAUUUGUUCCAAACAAUGUUAUUUUCUCUACAUUAAUAUAUAACUCUUGUAAGGUUGGAAAUGUUUAUGAAGCGAUGAAGUUCUACGCUGCUAUGAAUUUGAAUGGGCAAAAUGCAGACAAUUUCACAUGUAAUUCGUUGGUCGCUUCUCUUUGUGAAAAUGGAAAACUAGUAGAAGCAGAGGAAUUCUUGGAUCACAUUACUAGGAUUGGUCUUGUUCCUAACUCUGUUACAUUUGAUUGUAUCAUAAAUGGAUAUGCAAAUGUAGGAGAUGGGUCAGGGGCAUUUUCAGUGUUUGAUAAAAUGAUUAGUUCUGGUCAGCACCCUAGUCCUUUCACCUAUGGCAGUCUAUUGAAAGUGUUAUGCAGGGGACAGAAUUUUUGGGAAGCAAGAAAACUAUUGAAAAAGCUCCAUUGCAUUCCAUUGGCUGUUGAUACUAUAUCGUACAAUACAUUGAUUGUUGAGAUAAGUAAGUCAGGAAAUUUACUGGAAGCAGUUCGCCUAUUUGAGGAGAUGAUUCAGAAUAAUAUUCUACCGGAUAGUUAUACAUACACUUGUAUUCUGUCCGGAUUAAUUAGAGAAGGGAGAUUGGUUUGUGCCUUCAUAUUCUUGGGAAGACUCAUGCAAAAAGGAAUUCUAACAAUGAAUUCAAUUGUAUACACUUGUUUGAUUGAUGGCCUUUUCAAGGCUGGCCAGCCAAAGGCUGCAUUAUAUCUUUUUAAGGAAAUGGAGGAAAAAGGCCUCUCCUUAGAUUCAAUUGCGCUUAAUUCAAUUAUAGAUGGAUAUUCAAGGAUGGGAAAAGUGUUUAGUGCCAGAUCUCUAAUUUCAAAAACGAGAAACAAAAAUGUAAUACCUAACUUGACUACAUUUAACAUAUUGUUACAUGGUUACUCCAGAGGAAAGGAUAUAAUGAGUUGCUUUAAGUUGUAUUACCUUAUGAGGAGAUCGGGCUUUUUUCCUAACAGAUUAACAUACCAUUCUCUUAUUCUUGGACUUUGCAACCAUGGUAUGUUGGAACUUGGAGUUAAGAUGUUGAAAAUGUCUAUUGCUGAAAGUUCUACUAUUGAUGACUUGACAUUUAAUAUGCUCAUUAGGAAGUGUUGUGAAAUCAAUGACCUGGAUAAAGUCAUUGAUUUGACUCAUAACAUGGAAGUCUUUGGGGUUUCUCUUGAUAAAGACACACAAAAAGCCGUUACUGAUGUGCUUGUUAAAAGAAUGGUUUCCCAAAAUUAUUUCGUUUUUAUGCAUGAAAUGCUCAAGAAGGGUUUUAUCCCUACGUCUAGACAAUAUUCCACUAUGAUGAAACGACUGUGUCGAGUGGGGGACAUACAAGGGGCAUUUAAAUUAAAAGAUCAGAUGGUGGCACUUGGUGUAAGUUUGGACGAUGUCGCAGAAUGUGCUAUGGUUCGAGGGCUUGCACUUUGUGGGAAGAUUGAAGAGGCAAUGUGGAUUCUCCAAAGGAUGCUUAGGAUGAAGAAAAUUCCUACUACCAGCACGUUUACAACUUUGAUGCACGUCUUGUGCAAAAAAGACAAUUUUAAAGAGGCACAUAAUUUGAAGAUCCUUAUGGAGCAUUAUCGUGUGAAGCUUGAUAUAGUCGCUUACAAUGUUCUCAUUUCUGCGUGUUGCGCUAGUGGUGAUGUUAUAACUGCACUUGACUUUUACGAAGAGAUAAAACAGAAAGGUCUCUUGCCAAACAUGACCACCUACAGAGUUCUAGUUUCUGCUAUUAGUACUAAGCAUUAUGUUUCUAGGGGUGAAAUACUUCUCAAGGACUUGAAUGAUAGAGGAUUAGUGUCUGGGUAUAUAGAUGGGAAGUCGCAAAAAUCUUGCAAGAAUUUUCUAGUUGCCAUGAAUAAACUGAACUCCUUAAGGCCCAAUCAAGGAAAUUAAGUCAACAACAAACUGAAAUACCACUGAAUUUGAUUCUGAGCACAAGGAAAAAUCUAGUUCUUGAUGGGAGUGACUAGUAUAUCUUUCCAAGUUGAUACAUCUAAGGUUUGUUACAAUCAUGUAUCACAUACUUGCUUGGCCAACAGACUUUGACAAUUCAACUUUUAGUGGGAAUAUGCAUAGGAGGGACUGGAUUAAAGAGCCAAAUAAGGCAGCAUCAGAUCCUUCUCAACAAUGAAUGUUGAAUACGAA